UUGAUGGUGGCGGAGUUGCGAUGGCUGCUGCGAUGUUUACGUGCUGCUUCGGCUGCUGCGGCGAGGGCGGAUCGGGGCACAUUCCCCUCAAAGAGAUGCCCACGGUGCAGCUGGACACGCACCACAUGGGUACAGACGUGGUGAUCGUGAAAAGCGGCCGGAGGAUAUGCGGCACCGGAGGCUGCCUGGCCAACGCUCCGCUGCACCAGAACAAAAGUUACUUUGAGUUUAAGAUCCAGUCCACUGGCGUGUGGGGAGUCGGAGUGGCCACCCAGAAGGUGAAUCUCAACCAAGUGCCUUUCGGCAGAGACACAAACAGCCUGGUCCUGAGGCACGACGGGUCGGUUUACCACAACAACGAGGAGAAGAACCGGCUACCGGCCAACAGCCUUCCCCAGGAGGGAGACAUCGUAGGCAUCACCUACGACCACGUGGAGCUGAACUUGUACCUGAACGGGAAGAACAUGCACUGUCCCGCCUCCGGGAUCCGCGGCACCGUGUUCCCCGUCGUUUAUGUGGACGACAGCGCCAUCCUGGACUGCCAGUUUAGUGACUUCUACCACACGGCUCCACAGGGGUUUGAGAAGAUCCUGUUUGAGCAGCAGAUCUUCUAGACCAGCACUUAGGCCUCUCUCGGUGUCGCCGUCCUCCUCCUCCGAGUCCCACCACCACCUCUGCGGCGCCGCCGUUUCACCUUGACCGGAUAUUCUAUGUGGCUUGAGUGCGUCUCGUUUUCCUCCCCCCCCGACUUCGCCCUGCGUCUUUUCCGCUGCUCCGGAUCACUGUCGGACCAUCCUGGAGGAGGCCGGAGCGCCUGAUCGUUGUAGACGGUUGUUCACGCCUGCGGGGAGAGAAACGUGUGAGAUAAUUUGCCUUGUGUCCCUGUGAUCACACUUUCAGCUGCUGCCUGGGUCCACAGGUGUGUCCACAUACUGUUUUCAGGAACAGCAGCUCUGUUUUGUUGAUUUAUUCUUAUCAUUUUCAUCCUUAAUGCAACAACUUCUGUAUUUAUUUGUAUUUAUUUAAUUUCCAGAUUCAUGUCUUUUUCUUUAAGACUUUUAGCACUUGACCUUUUUCCUUUAUACUGACAGUUUAAUUUACUCGCGCCGGGCAGCAGGAAAACAUUCCAGGGGACGUCCGGCGUCCGAGGAGGUCGGAGGGGUCCGACGGCGCCGGGAAACGUUUAACGGAGGCCAAACACUUUUCUUAAACGGUUGACACUAAGAUUACUUCUCGAAUCACCUCUCUGAUUUUUCUUUUUUCUUUUCUUUUCUUCUGGGAGAAGAUUACCGGGGCCGGCGCUGGUUGUCUCUGAUCUAAGAUAUAGAUAUAUAUAUAUAUAUACAAAAGUAAAUCUGUUGUGCUGUAUUGAAAUUUGCAUAUCAAUCGCUGAAGUCGACGGUCAAAUAUUUCAACUUGUCGCUUGUUCUUUGUUUGCACUUAAAAUGUUUAUUGUACAAAUCCUGUUAUUGUUGAUUCAUUAAACUUUUGUGUUUGGAGGCAUCAGUAA
Molecule: messenger RNA, 1510 nt
Organism: Cololabis saira (Pacific saury)
Lineage: Eukaryota; Metazoa; Chordata; Actinopteri; Beloniformes; Belonidae
Gene: spryd7b
Product: SPRY domain containing 7b
Exons: 5
Coding region: 21-614 (197 amino acids)
Molecular function (GO): protein binding
Source: RefSeq, a predicted model, not a curated record